Messenger RNA from Trichosurus vulpecula (common brushtail), 3652 nucleotides. It is a transcript of the gene SCARF2, whose product is annotated as scavenger receptor class F member 2. NCBI's taxonomy places the organism in Eukaryota, Metazoa, Chordata, Mammalia, Diprotodontia, Phalangeridae. The record is from RefSeq and is a predicted model, not a curated record. The coding region runs from base 1 to 2772 and encodes 923 amino acids. The transcript is spliced from 11 exons. Gene Ontology annotation, molecular function: scavenger receptor activity.
AUGGGGGGCCCCGGGGCUCGCGCUGGCCGCCCGUUGGGGCCACUCCUGCAGCCCCCGCCGCCUCCCCUGUUGCUACCGCUGCUGCUGCUGCUGCUGCUGCCGCUGCCGCCUCCGCUGCGAGCUGCCCAGGAGCUGAGCCCGCGGGGACGCAAUGUGUGCCGGGCGCCCGGUUCCCAAGUCCUCAUGUGCUGUGCAGGGUGGAGACAGCAAGGCGAGGAAUGCACCAUUGCCCUGUGUGAGGGGAACUCCACGUGCUCGGAGAACGAGGUGUGUGUGCGCCCUGGAGAGUGCAGAUGCCGCCACGGCUACUUUGGAGCCACCUGUGACACCAAGUGCCCGCCCCAGUUUUGGGGCCCUGAUUGCAAGGAGCUGUGUGUGUGCCACCCGUACGGGCAGUGCGAGGACGUGACAGGCCAGUGUACGUGCCACGCGCACCGCUGGGGCGCGCGCUGCGAGCACGCGUGCCUGUGCCAGCACGGCGCAUGCCACCCGCAGAGCGGCGCGUGCCGCUGCGAGCCCGGCUGGUGGGGCGCCCAGUGCGCCAACGCCUGUUACUGCAGCCAGACGUCCCAGUGCGAGCCGCAGACGGGCGCGUGCCUCUGCCACGCGGGCUGGUGGGGCCGCAGCUGCAACAACCAGUGUUCGUGCAACGGCUCCCCCUGCGAGCAGUUCAGCGGCCGCUGCCAGUGCCGGGAGCGCACGUUCGGGGCGCGCUGCGAGCGCUACUGCCAGUGCUUUCGGGGCCGCUGCAACCCCCUGGACGGCGCGUGCGCCUGCGAGCCGGGCUACCGGGGCAAGUACUGCCGCGAGACCUGUCCUGCCGGUUUCUAUGGCCCGGGCUGCCGCCGCAGGUGCGGCCAGUGCAAGGGCCAGCAGCCGUGCACGGUGGCGGAGGGCCGCUGCCUCACCUGCGAAGCGGGCUGGAACGGGACCAAGUGCGACCAGCCCUGCGGGCCCGGCUUCUAUGGGGAGGGCUGUGAGCAGCGCUGCCCGCCCUGCCGAGAUGGCCACACCUGCAACCACAUCACCGGCAAAUGCACGCGCUGCAAUGCUGGCUGGAUCGGGGACCGGUGCGAGACCAAGUGCAGCAAUGGGACGUACGGCGAGGACUGCGCCUUCGUGUGCAAUGACUGCAGCAGCGGCCGCUGCGACUUCCAGUCCGGGCGAUGCCUGUGCAGUGCGGGCGCCCAUGGCCCCCACUGUAACCUGACAUGCCUCCCAGGCCACCAUGGAGUGGACUGUGCCCAGACAUGCAGCUGCCAUGAGGACACAUGUGACCCUGUGACGGGAGCCUGCCACAUGGAGACCAACCAGCGCCAGGGCGUGAUGGGGGCAGGGGCCCUCCUCAUCCUCCUGUUGGGCCUGCUCCUCUCGCUUCUGGGCUGCUGCUGUGUCUGCCGGAGCAAGGACCCUGGCCGCCAGGAUUGCCAGCCGAGGAGGAAAAAGAGUCCCCAGCGUCUCUGUGGCCGCUUUAGCCGCAUCAGCAUGAAGCUGCCCCGGAUCCCCCUGCGGAGACAGAAGCUGCCUAAGGUUGUGGUGGCUCAUCAUGAUCCAGAGAACACCCUGAAUUGCAGCUUUCUGGAGCCGCCCUCUGUCCUGGAUCCACCCUCCCCGUCCUGGUCUUCCAGGGCUUCCUUCUCCUCCUUUGACACUACGGAUGAGGGUCCUGUGUAUUGUGUGCCCCAUGAAGAAUCGGUGCCUGAGAGUCCGGAGGGAGAGCCCCCUGGUGCCCCCACUGAGGUGCCUGUGGUUCCUGGACCCAAGGAGGGGGAAGAUGCCAACACGUGCCCCUCCAGGGCUGCUGACAGCCGGGAGACAGUGCUGCUGGGAUCCUCUGACAGCGAGAGGUCAGCUUCGAGCCCAGAGCUCCCAGCAGCAGCACUCUACGCCCGUGUGGCCCGACUCACCAAACAGCCUGGGGCCGAGGCUGAGGGCCUGUCCCCCUCCCCUGAGAGAAGAAAACCCCCACCCCCAGACCCCUCCACCAAGCCAAAGGUGUCCUGGAUCCACGGGAGGUACAAUUCCCACCAGUCUAAUUCCUUGCCUGCCUCCAGCAAAGCCCCUGAUGCCAGCCACUGCCUGAGCAAAAGGAAACGGACCCCCAGCGAGACAUCCUCUGGCCUCCGCGGGCGGGGCGAGGAGCCGGGCAGCCCCAGGGGCCUGGACAAGGGGCAGAAGCCCCCCAGUGUCCCUGAGGGCCGGCUGGGGGGUGGGGAGGAGUUGUCAGCUCAGGGGCUCCCUCGGGCCCGGGAAAGGGGCCUGGGGAGCUCAGAGCCCAUGGAUGCCAGCUUGCAGAAGCUGGGGGCUGGAGGCCCAGGUGACAGGCCCCGGGCUGAGGGGCUGUCCUCCCGUCUGUCUCCCGAGGCAGCCAUGCUCCUGGCCAUGCAGCUCAAGGAAAAGACUGGGAGCCUUGGCCGAGGGGAGGUGGGCACCCAGCAGAACGGGCUGGGGGCCCCCCAGCCCCACCGGGAGAAGCCUGCCCCUCCCCAAAAGGCGAAGCGCUCCAGCUUGCCUGGCUCCCGGAAGGCUGGUCCCUCCGCCUCCCCAGCCCACCACAAACCCCAGGGGUCUGGCCUGGAGACCCUGGCUGCCUCUGGGGACCUCCUUGGCCCUGGGGCCGGGAAGCUGGACACUGGCAGGUCAGGAAGCCAAGAGCCAUCUGACUUGGCCGAGGUGCCCAGGAAAAAGACCCCCAUACAGAAACCACCCCGGAAAAAGAGCCGGGAGGCUGGUAGUGGGGAGCAGGUCAAGGCUGUCACCUCCCCGCCAUAGGCACCCCUGGGGGGAGGGAGGCGGGGUACCCCUGGGGGGAGGGAGGUGGGGCCCUACCCACACCCUUCCGUCCCCCUCUUCCCCGCCCUCAGGCCCUUUGUUGGGGCUAUAAGGAACAGCAUCCCUGUUUGUCUUCUCCGGAAGUUCGUUGUUACUCUGAUGUACUCUGUAAUUUGUACCUGGGUUUGGGCUUGGGCCCAGCCUGACUUCUCAUUGACCAAAGCCGGGAGAGCCCCGGCCAGGGACUGCCCUCUUGUUAAGGGAGCCCUGGCCAGUCUGGCUCCUUGUUGGCCAAAACCAGGAGAACCCUGAUGCGUCUGGUUGCUCGUUGGCCAAAGCCAGGAGAGCCCUGGCCAGUCUGGCUCCUCAUUGGCCAAAGCCAGGACAGCCCUGACCAGGGACUGCCUUCUUGUUAAGGGAGCUCUGGCCAGUCUGGCUCCUCAUUGGCCAAAGCCAGGAAAGUGCCCAAGCAGGAGAACCUCUUUUUAGGCUAAGGUCAGGAGCAUUCCAGUCAGCCUAGCUGACUGUACCUCGUGGAGGAGAGCUGGCGUUCCCUAGCUCCUGCUUCUGCCUUCUGCCUGCCUUAGCCCAGCCUGGCUGUCCCUCUCUGCUGUGGCUGGGAGAGCUUUGUGCCCUGUUCACUCCCCUCCCCUCCCCACCUCUGUCUGCCCCCUGCUCAUUGCCAGCCCUGCCCCCAGCCCUGCCUUCCUCUGCAGUCAAGCUGGUAUUGACUGCUUCACAGUGGACAUGGGAGGAGAUGCCUGUGACCACGUCCAGAGGACAGGUGUAUUUAUGAGCUAGCUCCGGGAGGAGCCAGGCACCUCUGGCGGAGAUACCCCGCGGGAUGGGUUUCCGACAGGUGUGUGUUUGUGUAUGUGGG